Messenger RNA from Penicillium angulare, 3675 nucleotides. RefSeq names its product putative spindle-pole body protein (Pcp1). The coding region runs from base 1 to 3675 and encodes 1224 amino acids. Gene Ontology annotation, cellular component: microtubule organizing center. NCBI's taxonomy places the organism in Eukaryota, Fungi, Ascomycota, Eurotiomycetes, Eurotiales, Aspergillaceae. The transcript is spliced from 3 exons. The record is from RefSeq and is a predicted model, not a curated record.
AUGGCGUUUCCCUAUAUCGACACGCCGCGCACCGAAAUCGACGGGAACGCGACUUACCUUACCAACGGCUUUCGCAGCGUCGGACGAACACACCUUUCGGCGUUAGAUUCAGUUGAAAACUCAUUUCACACACCAUCCAAGAAUAACGACGUGAUUAAAGGGUUUGACAAUGGGAGAAGACGCGUCUCCGAUAGCAACAAAGGCACCCCGCGCGCCAGCAAUAACCAGAAGUCGACACGAAGCGCGUUAAGACAUCUUCCAGCAGCAGGACCGGCGAAAGGAGAGUUUACACCACUUAUGAGAAGUGCUACGAAGAAUAAUUACCUCAAAAAUGCCCCCACUACCCGAGGAGCAGACGGUCUGAAGACUCCAGGUUUCCUGCGUGAAACAAGUCGGAUCGCCCAUACUCCUGGUCUGCCACCAAAUGAUAUGUCCGAUAUAUACGAGGAAGAUGUGACCGCGGAUGAACCGACACCAUUACCCCAGGCGGCUAGCAGCAGUGUACAAAGUACGCCUCUUCCGGGAUUAGGUCGUAACAGCGGGGGAAUUCUGGGCGAUGGGCAAAAUAUGACUCUUAAGGAGCAAGAGAGAAUCAUUGACAGGCUCGAUAAAGACAAUUGGAAUCUGAAGCUUAAGAUUCACUACCUCGAAGAACAGAUCGAAAAAGCUGGGCCAGAGUACAACAGCCUUGCUCUGAAAGAGAACACCGAGCUCAAAGUCAUGCGAUUGACAAUGCAGCGCGACAUAUCCCGGUACAAGAAGAGCCUACUUCAAGCGGAACGCGACCUCGAAGAUUACCGCCAACAACUCACCGAAAUGAGAGAGAGAGCCAUGCGACGACAAACCGAUGAGGAGGUUCAACAAGAGAUGGACGCUAUGCGUGAGGAGGUGGAUUAUCGUGAUAAAGAGAUUCGAGAACUUCGAGAAGAACUGCGACUGGUCAAGGAUGGACAAUCACAAGAAGUCGAGAAGCUACGGGACGAUAUUGAGGACCUGGAAGCCACAGUUCGAGAGAAGGAUCGGAUAAUUGAUGAGCGCGAUGAGCAACUGGAGGAAUUGAGAGAAAACGGCAAGGACAACGAUGCCGCUACCGAACUUCAACUGGAGCUCGACCGCGCGAGAGAGCAGAUUGAAGAAUUCCAAGACAGUCUCGAGAAAGCCAAGGUGGAUGUGGAAGAAGCAGCCUACACUGCCAGACAGGCGGUCGACGAGAAAGAUCGUGCUGAAGAUGAUCUCCGAGAAUUGCAAGACGAGAUGUCAAAUAAGUCCUUUACGACUAAGGGACUUGGUCGACAACUUGAGGAUAGGGCCGAGAAGCUUGAGGAUGAGUUGCGUGAAUUAAGCCAGGAGAAUGAAAGGCUCAAAACAGAACUUGACAGCAAAUCUCGAACUGUUCAUCAAUUGGAGGAGCGGUGCCAAACUAUACAGCAAGACCUGAGGAGUAAUGCUGGAAAGCUGGGCGACGACCUUGACUUGGCCAGACGUGAACGAGACUUAGCGCUGAAGGAUCAUGAAACGAACUCGGCACGUCUGCAGGAGGCACUCGACGAAAUUCAACGCCGAAACGAAGAGAAGGAGCUCCUACAAACCCGACACAAUGCUCUCACUGAUGAGUCAGGAGGUUUGCAAGGCGAGUUAGGUCGUGCACACUCGAGAAUCCGUGAGCUUCAGCAUGCUGUCGAGGAGGCCACAAAUCGGGCACAGGAUAACCAAAACCUUCGCUGGCAACACAAGGUAGAGGUUGAUCGUCUUCGUGAUGAGAUUGAAGCUCUUCAGCAUGAGAUCGAGGACAAGGAGGGUAAUUUUGCUCUCGAGCAAGACCGAUGGGAUAGUACCAAGCGGACAUUGCAAUCCCAGAGAGAGCGAGCGGAAGAGCAAGCAUCAGGCUAUAAGCGGACUAUUGAGAGGCUCCAGGAAGCAGAACAUACUCUUUCAGGGAAAGAAUACAAGCUCCAGGAUGCGAUCGACAGUGAGAAAAAUCGUCACACGCAAGAGGAGGCUGUUCUCAGUCGCCAAAUCAAGGAGCUGAGCGAUGAUCUUACACAGAAGAGACAAAUUGUUGAUGACCAACGCAGCGAUCUGUUGACUGUUCGAGACGAGCUGCGUGUUUCUCGGCGCGAGGAGCAAUCUUUGAAAGAAAAGAUCCAGGCCUUAGAGGAUGAAGUGGUCGUCUUGCAGUCUAGUCUGGCGGAUGAGCAACAAUACGCCAAAGGCCGAUCGCAGAAGGGCCCGUAUGACGUUGAUGCCCAGCUGCAGAAGGCCGUUGCUGACAGACAAACGCUUCGUGAUCAGCUUGCCAAUGCCCACGUUGAACUGCAUGACUUGCGGACGUCUAUGGUUGAAAUGGAAUCUGAACGUGAUGAGCUCCAAGCUCAGAUUGAACGAGGACAGACCGGGGAGGACCCCACCCGGUUCGAUCGCGAGAAGCUUGAGUUGCGAAAGACCACAACUCGAUUGGAGAACGAGAUGAAACGCCUGCAGGAUGACAAGGGUGCCUUGAUGGAAGCCAAGGAAACCCUCGAAAACCAACUCAAUUCUGAGAUUGAACGUGCCACGGAAGAGGAGGGCCGAUUGUCGGCUGAAAUUGAUCAUCUGAAUAACAGACUAUUGGCUGGCUCCGGGAGCCGCGACAGAGAACUGACAACAGCGAAGACAAAGGUUCAGCGGCUCGAACGUCGCGCACAGGAGCUGGAAGCACUCAUUUCUCAGCAACCUGUAGCUGACCAAGAUCACUCAACCGCUCAUGGUGACCUAUCUGUGCUUCGCCAUAGCCUCGACGAAGCCCGCAAGCGUGAAAAGGCUCUCCUACAACGCGAAGCUCAACAUAAGACCUCCACUCGCAGCUUGAAGUCGCGAGUUUCCGACUUGGAAAAAGACCUUCACGACGCUCACAUGAACAAAUUCGAAACGAACUCUCCCCAGAACUCGCCCUCUAAUAAACUCCACGAAGAGCUACGCAGCCUACGCAAGCAGCUCUCCGAUGCCCAUCGAUCUAUCAAGGAAGUGAAGUUGAAGAAUCGUGAUCUAGAGCGUGCAGUUAUGAAAGAAGAGGACCAAAAGGAUCUUCAUGAACUGCUUAAGUCAUCAACUAUUGAAGCCGAGGCACUAGCAUUGAAGGUUUCAGAGAGGGACUCACGAUUAAACGACCUCAAAAUCCAAGUCCGGCGAAUUCGUGAAGAGCGCGCCUUCUGUGUACGCAAAGCUGAGGCGGCUGUGAAGGAACUGGAAGCAGUUCAGCAACAGUAUGCCGAAUCACUGGACAAGGUUUCUCAGGGCAAAUCGACAAGCAAGACCCGGCAUGAAAAGGAAAUCCGUGGCCUCGGAAAGGAGAUCAUCUGGCUUCGUGCCCGUUUACAACGCGAGGAGAAGUUCCGUCGUGACUUGGCCUGGAGCAAGGGUCUCAUGGAACUUGGUGAACGCGUUCGUGUUGCAUGUAACGAAGCUGAUCUGCGUAUGAUCAACGAGAUGGGUGUUCAAUCUCGCGAUCGUAAUCCUGCCCGGUCAGCACGCGGCAAAUUCCGUUCUGCCAUUUCUCUCGUCGUCGCAACUGUUCGCAUGCAGAGAAUGGGCCAAGAAUGGAGGCGAACCAAGAAGAUAGGCGAAGGCUUGAAGCGAGCGAAGAGCGAAAUGCUUAAGCGCCGCGAGAGCUCUAGUAAGAGUUUGCUUGGCCAGUAG